AUGGUCGACAAACAGCAAAAUGCUUCAUUUUUUUGUGCAAGAAGUGGUGAACCGUUGAAAUGUUUAGAAUUUUUUGCUGGAAUUGGUGGCUUUCAUUAUGCUUUAAAAGAAAUUGGAUUACAUCUAGUCAUACGUGCGCUUGAUAUAAAUACAGUUACAAAUGCUAUUUAUAAGUAUAAUUUUCCCAAUACUGAAAUUCAGCAAUGUAAUAUUGAGAAACUUACGACUGAUUAUUAUGACGACUACAAUGCUGAUAUAUGGACAUUGUCUCCACCUUGUCAACCAUUUACAAGGAAAGGAUUGAGAAAGGAUGUGGCAGAUCAUCGUUGUAAUGCACUUAAAAAGAUUUGCAAUGCUUUAAAGUCUAUGAAAAAACCUCCUCGUUAUAUUAUUGUUGAAAAUGUUUGUGGCUUUGAAGCAUCUGAAGCUCAUCAUUUACUCACUGAUACGUUGAUAAAUUUAUGUUACAAUUUUGAGGAAUAUAUUAUUUCACCAACCAAAAUUGGCAUUCCAAAUUCAAGACCUCGAUAUUACCUCUUGGCUAAACUUGCAAAUAACUGUAUUGCUAUUCCAACAACCAGUAAAAUUAUCGAUAAUUGGCCAAAGAAUGAUAUGACAGUUUUGCGCUCAAAAGUUAUCGGUGAAUAUUUAUGCAAUGAAGCUAAUGAAGAUAAUUCUUUGGUCAUUUUACCUGAAAUAGUUCAACGUUUCGGAAAUGUUAUGUCAUUUGUAACACCAUAUAACAUUCAUUCAUCAUGUUUCACUAAAUCUUACUACCGUUAUGUUACUGGUACCGGACCUAUUCUACUACAAUUUUCCAACAACAUUCAGGAUCAGUGUAUAAGCAUCGAACAGUUAAGAGAUUUUGUACUCUAUGAUAAUUGUAAAAAUUUGAAGUACUGUCAAAUUCGCUAUUUUUCCUGGCGUGAAAUAGCUAAUUUGCUAGGUUUUCCUAAAACUUUUGCAAAACCAUAUGAAAUUUCAUCGAAACAAAUGUAUCAUGCACUUGGCAAUAGUAUUACUGUUUCUGGUGUUGCUUUACUUAUUCAACAUUUAUUGAAAAUUUAA
Messenger RNA from Brugia malayi, 1068 nucleotides. RefSeq lists its product as uncharacterized. The record is from RefSeq and is a predicted model, not a curated record. The transcript is spliced from 7 exons. Gene Ontology annotation, molecular function: methyltransferase activity. Lineage: Eukaryota; Metazoa; Nematoda; Chromadorea; Rhabditida; Onchocercidae. Bases 1 to 1068 code for a protein of 355 amino acids.